Messenger RNA from Neltuma alba, 969 nucleotides. Its product is annotated as tetraspanin-2-like. Gene Ontology annotation, cellular component: membrane. The record is from RefSeq and is a predicted model, not a curated record. Lineage: Eukaryota; Viridiplantae; Streptophyta; Magnoliopsida; Fabales; Fabaceae. Gene Ontology annotation, biological process: auxin-activated signaling pathway. Bases 1 to 813 code for a protein of 270 amino acids. The transcript has 2 exons.
AUGGGUUUAAGCAAUAACAUCACUGCAACAGUCAACUUCAUAGCCCUUUUAGCUUCAAUCCCCAUCAUAGCGUCAGGUAUUUGGCUAGCCUCCAAGCCAGACAAUGAGUGUAUCCAUGACUUUCGUUGGCCCGUCGUCGUUUUGGGGAUUAUGGUUCUUGUGGUUUCUCUGUCUGGUUUUCUGGGGGCUUAUUUUUACAGAAGAGGUCUUUUGGCCUUUUAUCUUUUCUGUAUGGCCUUACUUAUCUUUCUGCUUCUCUUCGUUCUUGCCUUUUCCUUCUUCGUGACCACUCCUGAUGGAAGCUUUCGUGUUCCUGGGAGAGCCUAUGACGAGUAUAAACUUGAGGGUUUUUCUGGUUGGCUUAGAAACCAAGUUACUAGCUCUGGGAAGUGGCAUAAGAUAAGUACGUGUUUAGCUCGUUCUAGUGUUUGUACUAAGCUCACACAGGAAUAUGCCACUGCUGAUGAUUUUUUCAAUUCUAAUCGUAUUUCUCCUUUACAGUCAGGAUGCUGUAAGCCUCCAACAGCGUGUGAGUACACUUAUGUGAACCCGAUAUUGUGGGUAAACCCGGCCAAUCCGAUGGAUAACCCGGAUUGCUAUAUGUGGAACAAUGACCAGAUUCAGCUGUGCUAUAAUUGCAAUGCAUGCAAGGCUGGUUUGUUGGGAAACCUGAGAAGAGAAUGGAGGAAAGCCAAUCUGAUUCUGCUUGUGGCUCUGGCUGUUUUAAUUUGGGUCUAUAUCUUUGCCUGUUGUGCCUACAAGAAUGCCAGAAGAGAGUCCCUUUUCCGCCAUUACAAGCAGGGUUGUUUUUGAGUUUUGACCCAUUUCUGAUGCUUUUCUCAGUUUUGUUGUCUUCUACAUUUGACCCAGUAAGAUUUUGAUGUGUCUGGUUUGGAUCCUCCGAAAUUCUCAAGUGUAAAAUUUUUGUGAAGUUUGAAAAUAGAGGACAGAAUGGAAGAAAAUAUAAAA